Molecule: messenger RNA, 8982 nt
Organism: Botrytis cinerea B05.10
Lineage: Eukaryota; Fungi; Ascomycota; Leotiomycetes; Helotiales; Sclerotiniaceae
Exons: 8
Coding region: 676-8304 (2542 amino acids)
Biological process (GO): protein deubiquitination
Cellular component (GO): nucleus; cytosol
Molecular function (GO): cysteine-type deubiquitinase activity; cysteine-type endopeptidase activity
Source: RefSeq, a predicted model, not a curated record
GAAAAUUAAUUCACGCCGAAAAACUUCUACUAAUAAUAUUCCACUCCCACUCCCACUCCCACUCCCACCUCCAGCUUCUUUCUCUCUUCUCGAUACUCGCACAAGGACAUUCAUUGGUUUUGCGUGUGAAUAAUAAGAAUAAGAAGACAGGUCUCCUUUGAUACUUAUUCACUGCAGCUCUCUUCACGUCCACACAAGACGGGACAUCGAGUUACCUUACUUUUACCCUUGCCGUACCUUAAUCCGAUUUCGUGGAUUGCACCUACGUAACUACCUGUCUCUCUCCUGCCUCUCCUCCCACUACAACAGACACUCUCUACUUACCACCACCCCGCCAACGGAUUUCUAUCGGGCCAACUUUAAUCAAUCGUAGCUUUCAAUACUCCUUCUUAAUCGCAUAAUCAAUCUACUUCGACUUCUUACUUCUUGUCCGACGGGUCUACCCCUCUCAUUCCGUCAUACGGCUGUACCCAAAAGCUCAAUUCUGCAGUCUCAUCCCAAUAUUCACCAGCCUCAACCUCGUGCGGGGAAUGUCAAUUCAAUAAAUUAUAAUCACACAUGCCAUUUUCUUCGAGGUUCGUCGUGUGAAUUUUACCGGAAAGGUUUCUUGCCGAUACAGCUUCUGCUGUGCUGGACAGCUUCCAUCGCAUUCAUUCAAUUUCUCAACCUUGCCAAAUGGACCAAGAUUCAGUAGAGUCGUCGCCAGAACGUGCGGUCUCAUCAGAGCCUUGUUCGACCCAUCCACUUCCAUUUGAUGAUAGCGAACAACAUUCUGCAAGAAAGCGACAAAAGACUUCCAGAAGUGGCUCGAGAAGCAGGUCGGUCGACACAACUAAAGCUUUAGAUAUUCUACCCGAUUCGAUGUCGUCACAUAAAGAUGGUAUAGAUGUUCACCAUCACCCUCUCCCACCAAGUACUCCAACGCGCCCUACCACGGCGCAUUCUCAAGCUGGUCCAACAUCCAGUCAAGUCACAAUUAAUCUGCGAACUCCGCAACAUCGUUUAGAAUCGCCUUCCCCCGAAUCGCCUUCUCCUAUGAGUCCGUCAAAUAUGCAAAAUACAAUGGAAGACGAAGCUACCAGAAUAAGUAUCGAGUCCGAAAGUGAUGUUCUAUCAACUGUGCCAGCUUCAGUUGUUGAAACCCCCUCUUCCUCUCCUUCUGCGGCAGGACGAAGCCCAGAGGUUGAACUCGUUCCUAUCAGUUCUGAUGAUCCCGAGAGAAGUCCAACGCUUGCUAUCAUCAAUGAGGAGGAAGUAUUUCCCGAUCCUCUAAGUCAUUUCCCUUACCAACGUCGCGGAGAAAACCUACUCACGGCACUCAGGAGGGUUAUAAACAUUUUGCAGUAUGAGCCCAUUGACACAGAGGAUAUAUUUAUUCGACUUCGAAACUGGAUAGAUAACUUCCUGCGCUCCGCCAAUUCAGAUAGUCGUUUGCAUGGCGCAUUCACCAGAUAUAGAGAAUUUUGGUUUGCAUUCUCGGACAUGAUACUUGCAUUGCAUUUUCGAAGUGUUCGUUUUGGGCCAUUCAUGUACAGAAUGAAUCUACAAUCGAAAUCCCUAGCCCAGUUCCUGUACCGAUACGCCAAACUCACAGGGAGAUUCCUCGCAAUGGACGUCAAAACCUUAACAUAUGAUGCAGAUCAAGCGUCAGAGCUCGUAUCACCACAAUUUCUCCGCACUUAUGCUCAACUACAGAAGGUCGAUACAGAGUUAAGUCACAUUGGAAGAAGUAUGGAAGCAUGUUUUAAUUGGAAGUGGGAUGAAGAUACUGCUGAGUUUCAAACUUACUUUGAAGAGGGUGGCGGAUCAAUGAUUCUCCUAACCAAAUACGUCGAAGGCCAGUUGCGACUUAUCCCAAACUAUCCAAGAGUAUUUGAGAAUUGUACAGAUCCGACAAGAUUGGUAGAAAAAAUGAUUGCUACUGCUUCAGCUACGGCUAAGAGACAAGUCGCACCUGAUGUUCAUGAAGAUGCUAUGCGAAAGCUGGCCAUUGGAUACGAAUAUUUCAAUAUCAUGUCUUCAGCAUUGGAUUCCAUCAUCGAGAAAAAUAUUACUUUUCUGACUCCUGACGCUGCAGCUACACAUUUAAGCUGUCUCUCGUAUAUACUGUGGAUCUCAGCAUGCGCCAUCCCUCACAUAGCAAGCGUUCGAUUUGAAAACCAGAAAUUGAUUUGUCCUGACAUUUCAGAUGCACACCUUUCUAAGGUCGUUGCUAUCAACUGGAAGGUUUCGGUCCUUCAGAAGCUCAUCACAUCAAGUCAGAUGCAACUUCGGGUGAUCGGUGUAACAACUCUCUGUCUGGACCUUGUGAAUCUCUUUGGUACUCAUCGACCAAAAGAAGGAAAAGAAGCGAACUCCAGCAAUAUUGCAGUUCUAUCUUACUUUGCAAAGUUCUUAAUGCAACAUAAGCUAAUCGACUACAUCGUUGGUAUUGGGUCUCACCCAGAGAUCAUUAAUGAAAGUAACAAUAUUGUUGGCUUUUUAGUAGUAACCAAAACCUACCAAGAUGAGCAUACCGAUACUAUCUGGCAAACUGUUACGACGAGCCAGGACCCAAGGGUUGUGGAAGCCAUUCUAAAAUUGGUUAAGAAAAUUUUCAAUCUCUACGACUUUUCACAAUGCCUAUACAUCUGCCAGAAAGUUGCUGCCCUCCCAAUACAAGCGUUCACUGUUGUGAUGAGGGAUUUUUGCGAAAGCCUGUUCAGAGAACUUGCACACAAGUUGGGCCCUAGGGACCUCGACACUUCUCCUUAUGAAAUUUGCGUCCGUUUGAUUCGUGAGUCUUCGAUCACUAGCGAUGAUUGCCCAAACGGCUAUCCUGAGAUUCAGAACUUUGCAGCAAACAACCUGCGUGAAUUGCUGGUUCACGGACCCGGUCCAGAGGCACGCAAUGGUAUCUACUUGAGUUGUAUCAGAGACAUCUCCGAGCAAUCGACCACCGCUCCUGGCAGUAUAUGCGUCAUCAGUGCAUUACUUCAUCAAAGUUUGAUGCCAGAUCUUCAAGUAUUGACCACUCAGCAUGGCCUCACAAGAUUGAUGGUUGCUGAGCUUGAAUCUAAUAUAGCUGGACAUCGCUCACUUGCCUAUGACAGUCCUGCCAAUAUUGCUCGUCGCGAGAUCAUACUACAAAUCAUCUUGAUGGAUCCCGACACUAUCAACGCCGAGUUGGGCACACGACUUUGGAACCUGUUGGUGGGAUCUCAGUCAAAUGAUGCCGCCGAUCGACUAGCAGGCUGGCAAAUUUUGAACAAGGCUUUCCAUAAGGCGAAAUUUUCCAAUAGAUAUCUUGCCAUUUGCUUCCAGAGCUAUCUGCCAAAACUGGAACCCGCGUAUUUCUCGGAUGGCACUUUGCUAUUCGUGAAGAAUGGAGUUUAUUUCUGGCUAGAUGAAAAAGACAAGGAGUCUCAAGAAAACGAGGAUAUCAAGCUAGAUUUAUCGUUCGACUCUUUCGCCAUAGAGCAGUUGUGGCGAAUAAUCGAGAGCGCACCACAAGCAGCAGUCUAUGAAAUGGCCAUCCAAGAGCUUGUCGGUGUUUAUGUGGGCCCCUUCGUCCGAAGUCUACCUCUAAUCAAAGCACAUGAGCUACAUUCGGCAUUUCUGACACGAUGCUUGGACAAACUAGCAAACGCUGCACGUCAAUUAAAGACUUCUAGUACAGGUGAAACCAGUGGAGAUGACGAAGAUAUGGUCAUAGUGAUCCCGGAAUCUCAAAUCAAAGAGCAGGAAUUACUUUUCACUCGAUCACUUGCAGCUUUGCGGACAUUUCUCACGGCUUAUUCAAGCACCGCACACUUUGCCACACCAAAGUUGCACUCUACUAUCAAGAUACCGUCAGAUACCGCACAUGGCACUUCGCUUACAAUCUUUUAUCAAGCAUUUGGUGAGACCACAUCGUCUAUCAAGAAACUCACUAUAGGCGCGGAUGAGGAUGCUGCUACAUUAGUUGCAAAGUUGCAAAAGGAAACCGAUUUCACUUCUUGUAGAGUGUUUUACGGUGGAAAGGAGCUCAAACAUGAUGAAGCCGAAUUAUGUAAGUCUGUGCAAGAACUUAAUCUAAAUGGGCUUGUUCUUGUCAAGCGCCGUGAUGAGACAGAUCCUCUAUUGUUAAGCAACAAAGGUCCUUUGGAAUUGGAAAUUACAAGGAAUUUUAAUCAAAUUUGGAGUUAUCUUGGCAUGCAAGAGGAUUUGGCGGAAAAGAUAUACUCAUUCCUUAUUCAAUUUCCUGUCUAUGAAAGAAUUUUGCAGGAUCUUAGCAAUUCCACAGUUCCUUAUUCCGAGAUAUUUCCACUCGGACAACAAUACAAAGCUCUUUAUGGUCUGUAUGGAUUGAAGCAAUAUAUUUCCACUCAGUCUUCGAAGGGAUCUGCCAAUAAUGCUGUUUUUGAUCGAGCAAUGACUUUACUAGUAGCUGCGAUAUCAGAUCCAAAAUUCCUUGAUAGUGGUGCACCGCAAGCAAUUAGAGAAAAUCUAAGCAUGCAGUUCAUCAGCAGUUUCACGUCACUCCUUAGAGACCCUGCUCUACCUCCAUCAUCGACGGAUCGCAUUGAUAACAAGCUUUUGAACCGACUCCUGGACUUGUUAUAUACCGCCAAACUAGUAACCACUACAGAUACAUCGAUUCAUCUAAUAUGGACUUGUGCUGAGGCUUUAAUUGAGGUUGCCUCUCAGAAUUCUGCUUUGUGGGGCACAUUUGUCAGCCACCUAAAUGGCAGCACCCUCCUUCAAGACCUUCUCUUGGAGGACUUCCGCCCAUUCGUCAGGAAAGCCAUCUCAAAGCAAAUCGCUAGCAAAUGCACGUUCAACUCCAAUCCAGCUCAUGUUUCCCCCUCGGAAGUUUCCUACACAUUGUGGCCUAUAAUAACCAGAUUGAUUCCCAAGGCUAUUCAGAGACCUGAACAGUGUGAGGAUACUUUUUCACUUGCACUGACGAUAUUCAAAAGAUUGCUGGAAACACCAGUCGAUUUGGAUCUUAAUGCAAUUGCGCAGGAGUGGGGUGAUCUACUUCUAGCUCACGACAACUAUGAAGAUGUCGGGGUACCCGAAGCCGCUGAUAUGAUUACACGAGGCCUAGUCGACCUUUUGCAUCAUGCUGUAAUCACCAUGAAGCAAUCCGAACAAAAGCUAUGUUGCGAAACUCUAGGGGUCGAACUUUUCACGAGACAUUUAUUUCCUAAUAUUUCAACCGACGACGAUAUUGGAGGUGAUGGACUUAUUGCCCAAAAAAUCCCACUGAUAAAUACCAAAACACGGAGUACACUGUGCGAAACUAUAUUUGCUCUAGUCAAAGAUGAUGUCACUCGGUACAGAGAAGUAUUGCAAUUAUGUGCUGAGGUUGCACCUUAUGACAACGAACAAAUCAGCAACCCUUAUCUUCUUGAUAUGCCACCUGUAUUUGAAAGAUCGAAGGCUGUAAGAUCCCCGACCGGUUAUGUUGGUCUCAGAAAUCUUUCUAAUACGUGCUACCUCAACUCUCUGGUCACGCAACUCUUUAUGAACAUAUCAUUCAGAGAGUUCAUUCUUAACUUACAUAUUCCUGCCCCGGGGUCACAAAAGCUACUCUUUGAAACCCAACAAUUGUUUGCUUACAUGCAAAACAGUAUCUUACGAUAUGUUGAGCCAGCUAAUUUUGCAGCAUCCAUUACAACUUUCGAUGAACUUGAGAUUGACGUUCAUGUCCAAAUGGACGUUGAUGAAUUCUACAAUCUCAUCAUCGAUCGUUUCGAACGUGAGCCUUUGAAUGACGACGACAAACGUAAAGUUCGAUCAUUCUAUGGUGGCAAAUUAGUGCAGCAAAUCAAGUCCAAAGAGUGCCCCCAUAUCUCGGAGAGAUUAGAAGACUUCUCUGCUAUUCAAUGCGAUAUCAAGGGUAAAAAAUCUCUUGAAGAAAGUUUGCAAGCUUAUGUCGAAGGCGAGGCCAUGGAAGGGGACAACAAGUACAAAUGUGGGACUUGUGAUCGUCAUGUUAAUGCAGUGAAACGAGCGUGUCUCACUGACGUGCCGGAUAACUUGAUCUUUCAUUUAAAAAGGUUCGAUUUCAACCUUCGCACACUCGCACGUAAUAAGAUAAACGACUACUUCACUUUCCCGCCAUCAAUCGAUAUGCGACCUUACAAGGUUGAGUAUCUCAUGAACGAAUCGGGCGAGGUCGAAGAGGAUAUGUUUGAGCUUGUUGGCGUUCUUGUCCACUCUGGAACAGCAGAAUCCGGUCACUACUACUCCUACAUCCGAGAGCGACCACAAGUUGAUGGCAAAGUCAAUUGGAUGGAGUUCAAUGAUGACUCAGUCACGUCUUGGGAUCCUGUUUUUAUGGAGGGGUCCUGUUUUGGUGGUCUUGACUAUGGGACUGUUGACGAAAUUCCGUUCGAAAAGAACUAUAGUGCCUACAUGUUGUUCUACCAACGUCGCUCUACACUGGUCGCUGCAAACGAACAGUUGGUCAAGGAGAAUGAAACCCCAUCGAUUGCAGCUCUCGAAGCUCUACAGGUAGGCCGCACAACUAUGGAGAACAAGCCUGUAAUACGACAUCCAUUGAGGGUAGCUAUCAAGCCCCAGCAAGCGAAUCAGAUAACUCUGGAGAACGAGCUCUGGCUGCGUAAAUUCUGUCUCUACGACCCUGCACAUGUUAUCUUCAUUCGAAAUAUGUUUGAAAAUACUAGGCAUCUGAAUGAGGCUCUGAACAAUGGAAAAUGUUCGGAAUCGCACCAAGUUGAAAAUAAAGCCAUGUGGGUUGCGUUGUAUCAUUUGGACCAAGUCGUCGGGCGUAUGAAAGAUGUUCCAGAUAUCAGAACAUAUGCAAACGUCUUACGAGCACAAUGCCAAUAUUGCGGAGAGUGCGCCCGGGACUUUCUUGACUACCUUUGUAAAUGCACAGAUUCUUUCCGUUUCUUACUCCUGAGAUGCCCUGAAGCCGUGGUACGUUCAGAAGUAAGUACCGCAGUCCUCGGAGCAAUGGUAACGGUCAAGAAUGUGAUUAAAUAUGCAUAUGGUUUAGGUAAUAAUGGAGACGUUCGUGCCGAGGAUCCAAACUUACUUCAUGCGGUGGUUGCUGCCUUGAUUCGACUAUAUGAAAAUUUCCAUAACAACAUAAGAGCGUGGCCUGAAUACUUCGGUUUGCUCGCCAGCAUUGCUAACCUCGGGAACCAUGAGGCAGCAGCUCUCCUAGACUCUGGAUUUCUCAUGAAGGCUAUUGAUAUCAUCUGUGCAGAUACUACAGAUAACAAUUCUCAGUUAACACGAAUGCUUCAAUCGAUUGCAAAAAGAAACUUGGUACAAAGACCAGUCUCUUAUGAUAGCGUCAUUGAACUUCUAUCUCGACUCAUCUCAACUUGCGACCCAAUGGCUCCUGAGUUUGAUCAAGCUGAUUCUCGAUUCAAGUUAUCCUUUGGUGAUCAUGCAUUGCCAUUCUCAUGGGAUGAAAGAAACCGAAUCAAUUACCACUGGACGAGGACUAAUGCUCACAUCCUCACCGAAAAGCUUCUCAUGAUUAAUCAGAAUCAGCACGCGACGAAGUCAAUUAUCGCCACGCUGUUACACUUUCCGGUUUCAGAAACUUUUGAUCUUGACCGAUACAUGUAUUGUGCAAUCACCCAUGGCAUUAGAAGAAACAGUCAAUCAGGAUGGGGCCCAUUUUUGAGAGCCGCAAUAUUAUAUUGCGAGCAUUCAGAGAAUCCAAAAGCGAUUCAUGACAUGGCUCUUCAUGUUGCUAAAAAUGCUAACCACAUCGAGAAUAACGAUGGGUCAGAAUAUCUCCAGUUCUUCAAAGACCUCCUCAAUUUGCGAAGCAACAUGACCGACAUUUCUCAAGAGGAAAUCACAAGAAUCUGCCUCCAUUCGACUCGUCAUUGGGUCCCUGCACUUCUUACUCAUUACGAAAGCACUGUUAGGUCCGAUACUGAAGAUUUCCUUGGGGAGUGGAUCUUCAAUGUGGGUACUGAAUUGGACCCUGCAGACGAAACAGACCUAGCGAUAUUCAGGAUCCAAGAGACUCAAGCACUGGGUAACGCAUGCUUAGAAUAUCUUCACGAAGUCUAUAUUCGACAGCGGGUGCAAGCAGUUACGACAGUUCUGGUUAACAUCGAGCAUGUUACUAGUCUUUGUUUUCCUUAUUUUCAACCUGGACCAGAAGCCGACCGUUACAAACAAAACAUGGAUUAUCUUUGGAAUAACUUGAGGAGGUUCAUGGUCGAUGAAGAAGAUGAUGCUUCUCCAUGGGAUAAUUCCGAAGAUGAUUAUGCAUCUGAUGAUCCUAUGGAUCCCGUAACCGAAGUCGAGCCUAUAGAUAGUGAGUUAGAGGCACAACUCUAAUUUUGCUAUUCGAAAGACUUCUUGUGAUAAUACUACCUUCAAUUUACUUCUUUCUUCCUUCUUUUGAUUACAAGCUUGUGGAGCUUUCAAAUUCUUUAGUCUACAAUGGCGUAUCAGGUGUUAUUAAACGACGGGAUUAAACAGUGGCCGAAUGGAUCGAAUAUUGUUUGCGACAAAUUGCACAACAGGCGUUAUCUCUGGCGUACGAUUUUCGGUAUCCUGCAACUUAGCGACACCGGGAUAGGCUUUUACUACUUUUGAUGAGAUGCAACCGGUUGAAUUGGGGUUUGGGUAUGAACAAUGGGAAUUGGGAAUGGCAAUGGAUUGGGCUGGUAUGGCCUGGGUUAGAAUAAACGGAGUUGAUACAGCGGGCGGGAUAAAUCACUUAUGCGAUUUUUUAUGGGUUCUUUGUGAUUGUGGCUUCCUUUUAUCUUAUGGGUGGCAAGAUGGAGAGAUGGAUCGAUGAUUAGAUGAUGGAUGGCGUUAUGAGUCUAUCGGACAUAAAUUUUAGGACAGAUAAAUUUGUGCAGAACAGAAGAUGAAGGGGAAUAUGAUACGCAAAAAGGAAUUAUCGUGAGGCGUGUGAAUAUACUCGGUUUAGCUGAGUGAUAAGGAAGGGAAGAAAAUAAGUGCUUACGGACCAAAAGAUAUUAUGCUUUGAGAAUACGAUAGAUAUCA